UGACCACUGCCUCCAAUUGCAAAGGGACUAACUCAAGGAAGAUGAUGAAGAGUACGCUUGCCACGCUUCUCUUGGUCCUUCUGGCUGCUUCGGCAGUGAACGCCGGUAUUCACUACGGCGGCUACGGUGGUGGUGGCUACGGAGGUGGCUACGGAGGCGGCUACGGAGGCGGCUACGGGGGCGGCCACGGAGGAGGCUACGGCAAGGUGAUCGUCCUUCACGGAGGCUAUGGAGGCGGCGGAUACGGCGGUGGUUAUGGCGGUGGCUACGGGGGAGGUCACGGCUGGUGGUGAUCACUUCUCGGCGAAAGAUGAAGCAUGCAGGCCGCCAUCGCUACGACCACAUCGACGGCAAGACACGUGUGCGCUACUUGAAUG
Molecule: messenger RNA, 377 nt
Organism: Dermacentor silvarum
Lineage: Eukaryota; Metazoa; Arthropoda; Arachnida; Ixodida; Ixodidae
Product: glycine-rich protein 3-like
Exons: 2
Coding region: 42-293 (83 amino acids)
Source: RefSeq, a predicted model, not a curated record